Pistacia vera is the source of this 1287-nucleotide messenger RNA. Its product is annotated as UPF0481 protein At3g47200-like. The coding region runs from base 1 to 1287 and encodes 428 amino acids. NCBI's taxonomy places the organism in Eukaryota, Viridiplantae, Streptophyta, Magnoliopsida, Sapindales, Anacardiaceae. The record is from RefSeq and is a predicted model, not a curated record. The transcript has a single exon.
AUGAGUGCUUUUUUUAAACUUGAGGAGUUCGUCGAAGAGUUGCAAAUUGACAUUGACAAAAACUUGGAGCCUGAGCUUGAUCCUCGUCAAUGUUGUAUUUAUAGGGUUCCUAAAGAUCUUCACAGAAUAAAUGAAGGAGCCUACACUCCUCAAUUAGUUUCAAUAGGUCCUCUUCACCAUUGGAAAGACGAAUUAGUUGACAUGGAAAAGACAAAAAGAAAAUAUAUGAAAAGUUUUCUUGAACGAAUAACAGUACAAAACCGAGAUAAAAUUAUAAACUUCAUCAAGGAUAAUGAGAAAGAUGUUCGUAAUUGUUAUGCAGAGACAUCUAAACUUGGGAGCAAUGAGUAUGUAAUGAUGAUUCUAUAUGAUGCUAUCUUUAUCAUAGAGUUAUUAUUAAGGUAUGAAUUCAAUUUACGUGGAAGAGAUAUUUUACUAUCCACAUCAAUGGUAAGAUCAUCUUUAUGUAUGGACUUACAAUUACUCGAAAAUCAACUUCCAUACUUUGUCCUCGAGGAAAUAUGUAAGUUAGCUUUUGCUGGCCUUAACAUACCUACCUUCAUGGAACUUUCACGUUCUUUUUUUGGUUCUUUUCAAGGUUUGGAAUUGAGUAGAUUAACCCCCCACGUGGCAGUUAAACAUUUAACCGAUUGGAGAAGAACUACUAUACUGGAAAACUACCAAAAAUCUAAGCAAAUCAAUGGAUGGAUUCAUGAUUUACCUUGCGCAGUGAAGUUGCAUGAGUUAGGAGUGAAGUUUAAGUGUUUUGAAGGAGAACACAGCUUAAUUGACAUAAGAUUGGAAAAACAAAAGCAACGAAUCCCAUGUUUUGAAGUACCUGAGAUGCAAAUACCACAUUUAAAAAUAUUCGACAACACUGAAAGUCUACUUAGAAACAUUAUGGCUUUAGAGCAGUGUCAUUAUCCAUGGGAUACUCAGGUUUGCAAUUACGUUAGGCUAAUAGAUCAUCUUAUUGAUACUGAAAAGGAUGUGGACUUGCUUGUUGGAUAUGGAAUUAUUUCCAAUAAUAUGGGCGACAAUGCUUCAGUAGCAAAUAUGUUUAACAAACUUGGCCAAUUUAUCAAUGUAAGCAAAUCCCUUUACUAUGACAUUUGUGAGGAACUCAAGGGACACUGUAACAAUCCAUGGAACAAAACAAAAGCAACCUUGAAAAGAGUAUAUUUCAACAAUCUUUGGAGAGGCACAGCAACUAUUGUAGCAGUUUUACUCUUACUGCUCACUAUCAUACAAACCUUAUGUUCUAUUUUGCAAGUUGUGUUUACGUAA